GCUUCCACAGUGAAGAUGUGGGUCUUCGAGGAGAAUAUUAAUGGGAGAAAAUUGACAGAUAUCAUAAAUAAUGAACAUGAAAAUGUAAAAUAUCUCCCCGGAUACAAGCUGCCAGAUAAUGUGGUUGCUGUCCCAAACCUUAAUGAAGCUGUACAGGAUGCAGACUUGCUGGUUUUUGUCAUUCCUCAUCAGUUUAUUCAUAAAGUCUGCGAUGAAAUCACAGGACGAAUACCCAAGAAAGCUCUCGGUAUAACUCUCAUAAAGGGAAUAGAUGAAGGCCCGGAGGGACUCAAACUGAUCUCUGACAUUAUCCGAGAGAAGAUGGGAAUAGACAUCAGUGUGCUGAUGGGAGCUAACAUUGCCAAUGAGGUGGCAGCAGAGAAAUUCUGUGAAACCACAAUAGGCAGCAAAAUCUUGGAAAAUGGCCUUCUCUUCAAAGAACUCCUGCAGACUCCAAACUUCCGAAUAACUGUAGUAGAUGAUGCAGAUACGGUUGAGCUUUGUGGUGCUCUGAAGAAUAUAGUGGCAGUAGGAGCCGGGUUCUGUGAUGGCCUUUGCUGCGGUGACAAUACCAAAGCUGCUGUUAUUCGCCUUGGCCUAAUGGAGAUGAUUGCCUUUGCCAGAAUUUUUUGCAAAGGACAGGUGUCUACUGCCACUUUCCUGGAGAGCUGUGGAGUUGCUGAUCUCAUCACAACGUGUUACGGUGGCCGGAAUCGACGUGUAGCAGAAGCGUUUGUUAAAACUGGAAAGUCUAUUGAAGAAUUGGAGCAAGAAAUGUUGAAUGGUCAGAAACUGCAAGGACCACAGACUUCUGCAGAAGUGUACCGCAUCCUCAAGCAGAAAGGAAUGCUGGAAAAGUUUCCGCUAUUCACUGCCGUGUAUCAAAUCUGCUAUGAAGGGAAGCCUGUCAGAGAGAUGAUAUCCUGCCUUCAAAGUCAUCCAGAGCACAUCUAAAAUCAAUCAGGCUGUCGUACUAAUGCAGCUUUCUGCCUUUCAAAUUUAUAUCUGGGUUCAAGUGGAUGUAUCAUUAAGCUUCGUUCAAAGCUGCUCACUAGGCAACAGUAACAACGUGAAUGUCUCUGAAUGGGUAUUGGUUUUUGUUUUACAGCCUAGUUUGACAUAGCAUGCAGU
Messenger RNA from Egretta garzetta (little egret), 1131 nucleotides. It is a transcript of the gene GPD1L, whose product is annotated as glycerol-3-phosphate dehydrogenase 1 like. The transcript is spliced from 7 exons. The coding region runs from base 16 to 954 and encodes 312 amino acids. Gene Ontology annotation, cellular component: cytosol; glycerol-3-phosphate dehydrogenase (FAD) complex. Gene Ontology annotation, molecular function: protein homodimerization activity; glycerol-3-phosphate dehydrogenase [NAD(P)+] activity; NAD binding. The record is from RefSeq and is a predicted model, not a curated record. NCBI's taxonomy places the organism in Eukaryota, Metazoa, Chordata, Aves, Pelecaniformes, Ardeidae. Gene Ontology annotation, biological process: carbohydrate metabolic process; glycerol-3-phosphate catabolic process.